Molecule: messenger RNA, 2109 nt
Organism: Acyrthosiphon pisum (pea aphid)
Lineage: Eukaryota; Metazoa; Arthropoda; Insecta; Hemiptera; Aphididae
Product: ATP-dependent DNA helicase Q5-like
Exons: 10
Coding region: 220-1893 (557 amino acids)
Biological process (GO): double-strand break repair via homologous recombination
Cellular component (GO): cytoplasm; chromosome; nucleus
Molecular function (GO): nucleic acid binding; ATP binding; four-way junction helicase activity
Source: RefSeq, a predicted model, not a curated record
CGUAUUAUCAAAUACUCUAGUAUCAUUAGUAUUUGGUAUCAUUCUUUUCUUUAUCAAUGUAUCAUUCCGUCUUUCAUCUUUCAUCAUCUUGAUAUUGAUUCAUGAUUGUUGAACACUUUACUGUUGUAGACGCCUGACGAUCCGUUUCUUUUUUUUAGAUGCUUGCACAGUUAAUACUCAAUUAAUUUAUAAUAAUAUUGUAAGGGCAAACGGAAAAAAAUGUUGCCCGACAGACGUUAUAACAUUAUUGACAUGGACGACGAAUCACUGUUAAAAUACUUGCGUCUUUAUUUCCAUCACUCCGACUUUAAGAACGAAACGCAGAAGGACGCUAUCUUAGCAAUAUUGAAAAGAAAUGCUGAUGUUAUUGUGUCGUUUCCGAGUGGUUAUGGAAGAACAAUGUGCUACCAACUGCCCUCUUUAAUUUACUUGAAGAGAAUGACAAUAGUGAUCAUUCCUCGUAUUGCACGAAUAAUGGACCAAGUUAAUAGCUUGAAGCGUUUGGAAAUUCACACUGAAGUUAUUACUACAUUAACAACUACUAGUGAAAAAAUGCGUAUUUAUGGUGAUUUACAAUCUGAACUUAGAAAAAGCCACUUUCUUUAUGUGACUACCGAUCAAGCUUCAACUUCAGCCUUCAAACAAUUAUUUUCUCACUUAGUACAAACUAACAAUUUGUCAUAUAUUGUCGUUGAUGAAACACACUGUGAAAACCAAUGGAUUUAUGGUCAAAAGAAUAAUGAGUAUCAUACACUGGGCAUGUUAAGAAAAAAAUACAAAGAAAUUCCAUGGAUUGUGGUUACAGCUACAGCUGGUGUUGAUGUAGUUGAUUUCUUGAAGAGUGUUUUAUACAUUGAAGAUGAUCCUAAGACUUGUGUAAGGUUUUCGAUUCCAUGCUUUAGACCAAAUCUAUUUUAUGAUGUAGUUCAAGACAAUACCAAUGGAGUUUCAGUUCCUCAUUUAAAGAUAUUUAUUGACAAAUAUUUAACUGAAGAAAAUGUGAGUCUUGAAUCAGACUCAGAAAGACCUUCUGGAUUAAUAUUUUGUAAGACGCGAGAGGUUACUGAACAAUUAGUCAAAGAUCUAAAACAAAAUGGUAUUUUGAUUGCUGCCUAUCAUGCUGGGCUAGAGGAAGCUGAUCGUAAUUCUGUUAAAGACUUGUUUAUGAAAGGACAUUAUCAACUUCUUGCUGUAACUAGUAUUUCUGGAAUGGAAAUUAAUAAAGCGAAUAUAAGAUUAGUCGUACAUUGGGGCUUGCCGUCUAGUGUUUCGACAUAUUAUUAUGAAUCAGGUCAAGCUGGAAAAGACGGUAACCCAGCUCGAUGUCGAAUUUACUUAACAAAGCGAGCGACAUUAUACUAUAAUCCAAAAAAUGAAUCUAUGUUGGCUGCUGCAAUCAAUUCAGUCGAUUCUAUCGAACAAAUACAAAAUUCAGCAAAGAGUUUCCUUGUAUUUCUUCAUUCUCGUUAUAUGAAAGAUUUUUGUGAAGGUUUAAAGUGUAGACACAGAUUUUUUUCCGAAUAUUUUGGAGAUAAAAAAAUGGAGUGUAUUGAUAAAUGUGACAUAUGUUCCAUAAUAUCUGAUGACUUUUAUGGAGGACGCAGUGCUAUUAGACUAGAAAUGCUACAGAUGGGUAUGAAUACUUACAUCAAAAAUAUUUGUUCAAAAUUUCACGAAUUGCAAAAAAAUAACAUGCUUACAACUACAGAUGCACUAAAUAUAAUGAAGGUCUGUGAUGAAUUUGUGAAAGCUAAUAAUUCCAACAACCCUGAAGCCACACUUACAACUUUCAAUGCUUAUGAAAAAAUGAUGAAAGUGAGUAAUGUGGAUAUUAAAUCACCAGUUGAAAAUGAUGACAAAAAAUAUGAAGACCAAUUAUUGCUUUCAUCAUAAAUAUUACACAUAAUUGUUAAAUUAAUCAUAACUUUCAUUUAUUUUUUCUUUAAAAUGAUUAGUUUAAUCUUACAAAUGUGUAUAAAAAAACCUCAAUUUAAGUUGAUUUUAUGAUUUAGCUAAUUAAUAUAACUAAAAUUACUUCAGAAUUAAUUAUACUGAACUCAUAUUAAUUAUAAACUUAAAUUGUAACAAUUUUACAUAAUACAUUAUACA